This is a messenger RNA of Alternaria atra, 795 nucleotides long. RefSeq lists its product as uncharacterized. Gene Ontology annotation, cellular component: SNARE complex; endomembrane system. The record is from RefSeq and is a predicted model, not a curated record. Lineage: Eukaryota; Fungi; Ascomycota; Dothideomycetes; Pleosporales; Pleosporaceae. The transcript is spliced from 2 exons. Gene Ontology annotation, molecular function: SNAP receptor activity; SNARE binding. Gene Ontology annotation, biological process: vesicle fusion; intracellular protein transport. Bases 1 to 795 code for a protein of 264 amino acids.
AUGGCGACCAACCCCCCACAGCUCUUCCUCCUAGCCGACCACAUCAAACUCUCACUACUCGAGCGCCAACGCGCCCUCUCCCUCAACCUCCCUUCCAACAGCCAAGAUAGCCAGAUCUCGCGGUCGCUAGAGCAAUUGCGCUCCGGCAUCGAGUCGCUGGAGUCGCAAGUGCAAGACACCUCGGACGAAUCAAUAACAUCACAACUUCCCCGCCUACGCACCCAGCUCUCAGAACUAACCUCGCAAUUCACACCCAACACCACUACCACCACUACCUCACCAACCCUAACAUCCCCCAACGACCCCUCCUUAACCGCUGACUUCGCCGCCGCCCAAAAGAAGAAAUCUACCACCACCACCACCACCCGCCAAACCUCCAAAUCCGUCCGCUUCAGCGACAACGACGACACAGAAGACGAUGAUCCCAACCGCUCAUCCCUCUUCCCCUACCGCGACGACCCCUCCCCUUCCACACCCGACGUUUCCACACUCGACAACCAGCAAAUCCACGCCUACCACGACCGUGUGAUCCGCGACCAAGACGACCAGCUUGACCAGCUCAGUUCGAGUAUCGGCCGCCAACGCGAGCUCUCCAUGCAGAUUGGCGAUGAGCUCGACGGGCAAGUCAUGUUGCUGGAUGAUGUGGAAGAAGGUGUUGAUAGACACGCAGCGCAGUUUGUGAGGGCGAGGGGCCGGCUAGAUAGGUUUUCGAGGAAAGCGAGGGAGAAUUGGAGCUUGACUGUUAUUGUCGUGUUGAUUAUUAUUUUGGUCUUGUUGAUUGUUAUUACAAAGUAG